This is a messenger RNA of Astyanax mexicanus (Mexican tetra), 4000 nucleotides long. RefSeq names its product inositol hexakisphosphate kinase 2a (gene ip6k2a). NCBI's taxonomy places the organism in Eukaryota, Metazoa, Chordata, Actinopteri, Characiformes, Acestrorhamphidae. The record is from RefSeq and is a predicted model, not a curated record. The coding region runs from base 1830 to 3242 and encodes 470 amino acids. Gene Ontology annotation, biological process: phosphatidylinositol phosphate biosynthetic process; inositol phosphate biosynthetic process. Gene Ontology annotation, cellular component: cytoplasm; nucleus. Gene Ontology annotation, molecular function: inositol hexakisphosphate kinase activity. The transcript has 5 exons.
ACAAGCUAACUGUUAUAUUAGGUUAGCUGACGGCCUGUUUCUCACCCCUUUUUCUAGCUAAGCUAGCUAACCUAGCAUUUUCCUAGAUUCUACCUCUCUCUCUCUCCCUCUCUGUGUUUCCAGCUGUGUUAUUUAGCUACCUGACGUGGUGUGAGAUUUUCUUUGGGUAUUAAAAAAGACAAUUCAAUGUUAAAAAUGCUAAAAGAAAAACGAAUAAAUCGUGACUGAACGAUGAACACCAGCGGCGUUGAGCAGCGUGAUGACUGUGCUAUCCACAAGGCGUCGCUCAUGUUGAAAUAUCGUGUAUUGAUGUUGCACUCCAUGUACUUCCCAGUUUUUAGCUAUAAAAUGUAAUAAUCUGGCGUUAAUCUGGAUUUUUUAAAGGCAGAAUAAUCACUUGGAAAAAUUUACAGAGCCUCGUGACUCAUUAGCCGUUUUGUUUAGCGAUAUAGGUAGAUUUACUACCUUAUGAGAUGAGAAAGUUCAUGUUCUCUUUCUUUCCCUCUAAUAAUCAUGAUUUUAUUCAUGAUUUAGUCACAAAAUAUUAUGUUUGUUUUUAAAAUUGGCAACAAUAAUUUAAAUCGAAGACCUUCUAAUACCCAUUAUCAAAAGCUCAGUCUUAAGGAAGAACAGGUGUGAUUAGUUGUGAUUAAUCACAAAAUUGUAUUGUAAAUCAAUAUUUUUUAGUCGAUUGACACUAACGUUAUACGUUUUAAGUUAUAAAAUACCUGAUCUUUAGUUAUUGAAAUGACUUGUGGUGAGGUUAUAAAAGCAGGGCACCACAAAGGGGCUCCAGAGGUGGAGCUGGGAAAACCGAUGUACAGGGUCCUUAAAACAGGUAGAUUAGGCUUAUUCCUCAAGGUGAUGCCACAAUCCGACUGCUAACAAUAUGGUAAAAAAUUUCCGGAUACAAAAUGCAUGUUCUGAAACUCGUUCUAGUCAAGGCUAGCUUAUGUGUUUGGACUUCGAAGAGACCAAAGGAAGAUAUAAAAGUGGGCUUCUUGGAUCAAGAUUGCAAAAACCUUGGAUCAACAGCUGUAACUACCCUGCUUUUUUCAAUAUUUUGUUUAUGGUUUUUGCUGAUUAAUAUAGCUAAAUUCCAUCAUUUGCAACCUAUGUUUCUAUUUCCACGUCUGAGAACAUUUCCUGUUAUUGUAGCUAGCUUUCUCAUUAAUGUGUAGUAUUUUACUUCUUGGUUAAAGAAUAUGUAGUACCACAGUGUUUUGUUUCUAGGCCCUCUUGGGUUACAAAUGCUCCUUGUAAUAGUAUGGUUCUGUCAUGGUGAUAGACCUGAAGUCUAAUGGAUACCUGAAUUUUAGCUUGUUCUACAUUCUGUCUUGCUCUCUAUUUCCAUUACUGUCUCAUUACCCUAACAGUGUUGAGUCUUAUUUUUGUUUUUGCCACUAUUCCCACACAUUUACACACACUGUUCAGUUCAGUUUGUAACACAUUGAACAUAAACAUAAAUGAAUGGACUGUAAGAUGGCUCCAAAGGCACCUCCUAGCAUCUCUUAAUGGACAUUUGGGAAAUGCUUUCUUUCCUCCUGUAAUUAAUAAAAAGGUGUUCUAUUCUGUCAGUGUUGGACUUUGGGGAUUAAAAAAAACAAGAUUUCAGAAUAUCUUUUGUUUUUCAAAACAUUUGUUGUAAAGUACUUGUUCUAUUCUUGUCUGAAUUUUAAUGCUUUCUUAAUGCUGUGACCUCUUCUUUGCUAUUCUGUUAAUGGUUGAGCGUUUCUUUUUCUUACAAUAAAUUACAUUGUUUUUAAAGUCUCAAGCCUUGUGUCCUUUCUUAGUGGUUUGAUUUUUGUUGCCUGUUGGUUUUGACAAACAUGUUUGCCCCCCCACCCAAGCUCUCUUUGUCCCUGUCUUUCUCUACCUGUUACUUUGCUUUCUGCACGUAUCUCUCUUCCAUUCUCUAUUUGUUGUGGACCUGUCUGAUCUUUAUCAGGUUAGGAGAAGGCUGUGCAGUCGGCUCUGUAACUUUUGUAAAACGCUGGAAAGUUUUAAGAACAAAAAAGAGUGCAGUGGGGGUGGUAUCAGUGAGCUUUGAGGAGGAUGAAGAGGGCAAUCUGUGUCUCAUCGCCUAUCCACUACACAGUGAGCUCGGGGAUCUGGAAAACGUGGACCCAUUGGCUGACCUUGAACCCAAAAACAAGAUUAAGUGGUCCAAUAAAGUGCUGCUGGACAAUGAAGGCUAUAGCAAGGACCGAACAAGACACACACGCAAGGACAAAGACAAGGGUCUAAAGCGUGAGGAGGAGCUGGAGUGGAUCCAGCAGGCUGAAGUGCUUUACUACAGCCUGGAAAGGAGCAAUGCAGCUGGACCACAGUUUAAGCACAACCCGUGGAGUCUCAAGUGCCACCAGCAGCACCUACAGAGAAUGAAGGAGAACGCCAAGCACCGCAACCAGUACAAGUUUAUCCUGUUGGAGAACCUGACAUGGCGUCACAGGGUUCCAUGUGUGCUAGAUUUGAAGAUGGGCACACGGCAGCAUGGGGAUGAUGCCUCAGAAGAGAAAAAAGCGGUUCAAAUUCGCAAGUGCCAGCAGAGCACGUCGGCCAGCAUUGGAGUUCGUCUCUGUGGGAUGCAGGUCUAUCAGUCAGACUCCGGACAGCUCAUGUUUAUGAACAAGUACCAUGGCCGUAAACUGACCCUGUCUGGAUUUAAGGAAGCACUGUUCCAGUUCUUCCACGACGGACGAAGGCUAAGGCAUGAACUCCUGUCGCCGGUUUUGCGGAGGCUGCGUGAAAUGCAAGCGGCUCUGGAGGCAUGCGAGAGCUAUCGCUUCUACUCCAGCUCCCUCCUCAUUAUCUACGAUGGAGAUCCUCCUCGUUCCCGUCGCUCUCCUGAAGAAGGACUCUCAGAUGAAGAGGAAGUAGAGGACGAUGAUGAGGAAGAGGAGGAGGAAGAAGAAGAGGAGGAGGAGGAAGAGGAGGCAGGCGCAUUUGGGUUUCCUCACAGCACCGGAGGUGCUGGAGGCGGUUGCAGUACUACCAGUAGCAGCAGCAGCGGCAUUAGCAGUAGUUCAGGAAGCAGCAGUAAUUCUGCCGUGAGUUGCCGGGGCACCAGGCUGGACUCUGGACCCUCAGUGGAUGUGCGCAUGAUUGACUUUGCCCAUACCACAUGCCGACACUACAGGGAGGACAGCGUGGUGCAUGAGGGCCAGGACAGUGGUUACAUCUUUGGCCUACAGAACUUAAUCACUAUAAUUUCACAGCUAGAGGACCACAGCACAGAUUAAACUGCCACAAACUCUCUCCAAUGUCAGUCUCUUUUGUUACUUUCUGUUCUGCCCCCCCCCCCCCUUCUUUCUUUCAGUUCCUUUCAGCCUACUCGAUGAGUAAUUGAUGUGGCUGUGAACUGUGCAGGUCCAUUUGUGUCUUUAGUUGGUGUUUUUGUUUUUGUGUGCACAGAGGAUUAAAAAGGGUUGAGGAACGCUAACAUUUGAGGAUGUUUUUUUUUUCCUCAAUGACUAUUAGCCUUCCUCACAUUAUCCUUCUCUACUGUUAUAAGUUUUGUGUAACUGCACUUUCUUAGUUAAUGGAUUUACAAGCAAAAACAAAAUAUGUGGAAAAUGUCAAACUGAUUCCAGUCCCAACCCCAUUCCAAAAGAAGGGUCUACUAGAGCUACAGCUUGCACUCAUAUUGUUCACGUUUUUGAUGGACCACAAAAUAAGUCGAAGGAACGACUUUAAGAUUGCUAAGCGUCCUUCAGAAAUUACCACCCUUGGGCCUUUUUUUGUUGUCCACAAAUUCUAUGUAGUUGGGUUGUAGAGAAGACAUACAGAGACUCUAAUAGAGCUUUAUUUAUUUGACAUACUGUAUUUCUUAAAUAAACUAAAAAAAAUUAAAAACAUGAAAUGAAACACUGAAAAAUGACAUUCCAUGUUAAUGUUAUAAUAAUGAUAUUAAUAAAUAUUAUUUGACAUGAUACCUCUUAGAUAUGUUAUCAAGAGUAUGUUGGAGGUCAAAUAAAACUUCUUUUUGUUAAAUGCUGAA